Molecule: messenger RNA, 2142 nt
Organism: Penicillium atrosanguineum
Lineage: Eukaryota; Fungi; Ascomycota; Eurotiomycetes; Eurotiales; Aspergillaceae
Product: Zn(II)2Cys6 transcription factor
Exons: 6
Biological process (GO): DNA-templated transcription; positive regulation of transcription from RNA polymerase II promoter by galactose
Cellular component (GO): nucleus
Molecular function (GO): RNA polymerase II cis-regulatory region sequence-specific DNA binding; DNA-binding transcription factor activity, RNA polymerase II-specific; zinc ion binding
Source: RefSeq, a predicted model, not a curated record
AGAAACCAGGAUCACGAUCAAUCCCGAGAUUACCCUUUACAGUGGAAGUUCUCGGAUAUGGGUGAAUCCUCAAGUUCCCCCAAAGCGGGCUGGCGUAUUCCCAAGGCCUGCCAGGAGUGCCGCAAGCGCAAGAUCCGCUGCAACGGCCUAAACCCUUGCCAAACCUGCGAAAAACGGAAUACAUCGUGCAUUUACAGAGAUGUUACCAGGCAUCGCAGGAAGAAACAUGAGUACCAAGAGUCUCGUCGCGUGAGUGAACCCCCUGGGGUUUCUCCUGGCUCGGUCCAGCAUUCUACUCAGCAAAGUUCUGUCAUGCGUAAUAUUCCCAAUAGUGUGAGCGCGACGCACAUGGCGUCGCCCUCGUGUCAAAUGCAGCUCUAUUAUGGACCCACAUCGCAUUUUGCUCUCAUGCAACAUGUUUAUCGGGAUCUCAUCUCCAAUCCUAUUGCCCAGUCGGAACCCUCAGGCGGAGUUGAUGAAGCUGGAGCCGGCCUGGAUCUCUUCAGUUUUCGCCGCAUCUUUUUCGGAUCACCGGAUACUCAUGAAGGCUCGAAGGCAUCGACAUUGGGGGAUGUCCCAGUGAUGUUUCUACCAUAUGAGUUGGCCACAUUGUUUCUUUCGCGAUUCCUGACGACUCUUUAUCAUAUGAUGCCACAUCGACCCAAGUCAUGGUGGGAGCUGGGCCUGGAAGAGCUCUACAAUCCAGCGCCCUCAGUCCAUCCUGAUACUUUAACUCAAGCCCUCUUACUACUUGCCUUGGGGACAGGUUCCCUUGGGACCGAGUAUUUUGCUUGGGGCGAUGUGCUACUAGACCGUGUCAAGGCAUCGCUCACAUAUUUUGAUGACGUUUCGUCCCUCUUGCCUAACCCGUGUUCGAAUAUUGUGCUGAGCAACCCGCACGCAAAUUUCCAGAACGAACAGGGUCGACCGAACCAGGCUUUCUUGUGUCUUGGCACUGCUUCUCGGAAGGCUCUUUCUGCUGGUUUACACAAGGAUGUUCCUUAUGACAAUGCGCAAACGCCUGAGAAUAUCGAAGAACGCAGAGUUACAUUCUGGUCUAUGUAUGUCUAUGAAACGUGGUUUUGUUUUCACGCGGGCCGUCCCAGCUCGUUGUCCCUUAAAGACUUUGCCAUUGAAUGCCCAAAGGACUCUUUCCUCCGACUCUUGGUUCAACUCUGUAAGGCGAUAUCUCGGUCUACCAAUGAAAUUUACGGUGAGCACCACGAGUCUUUACUCCAUAUGUGGCGGGUAGCGCGCUCCAUCUCGGAUGACCUUCGUGAGCUUCAACCACCCAUGCAGCAUGCCUUUGGUUUCGGCCUGGAUGCCGAAGUUCAUGGGGGGAGUACCGGUGUAAAACAAAUCAUUUUCACGACUUUGUACUACCAUACUCUUCUGUUAACGUUUCGUCCUUUUUUAAUCUUCCGCGGUCAUUGGAAACGCGAUAUGAAGGCAUCAUUCCACCACCCUGGUGGUGUCACAUCUAAUCGCCCGACGGAGAUACCAUCUUGGCUCAACGAAGCCUGUAAACAUGCCCUUACAGCAGCGCGACAGACAAUCCACCAUCUUUGUGACGCAUCUCGUACUAAUGAUUAUGUCAAGCAACUGCGAUACCAUGGUUACUUCAUCGCCAGUUCAUCUUUCAGUUUGAUAUUUGAUUUCCUGCACGAUCCUAGUGCAGCAUCGAGUCACCUUCCUUGGGUAUAUGCCUCGUUGCAGAAUCUGUCGUCUAUGCGAGAUGGGGAUCCAAUAACAAGCACUAUUUCCGCCAUCCAAACAGUGUUACGGAAUAUCAGCCCAACUUACGAGUGGAUACCAUACCCUAGGCCUGCCAACAAAUUUUCGAGUGAAACCGGCGAAGAAACGGCCGGAUCUCUGGCAAUUGGCAUUUCAGGUAGCCAACAUGAGACGCUUAAUGAACAUGCCUUUUCCCCUAACGCCUUGUUCGGCUCAACGUCGAAUUUACCUCCAUCUCAAUGGACUCUUCCGCAACUUGAAGGGCCAGAGACUGGUAGAUCUGGUGAGUCCAGUGAGGAUCUUCUUGAUCUCACUCAAUCUGACAUGGGGUGGAACUUUGACUUCUCUACAAUGGAUCUGGAGGCCUUUUUCUCCGUGUACCAGUCGGCCGAUGCCUCGUUUCCUUGA